Molecule: messenger RNA, 2156 nt
Organism: Caenorhabditis angaria
Lineage: Eukaryota; Metazoa; Nematoda; Chromadorea; Rhabditida; Rhabditidae
Source: the annotation of a GenBank genome assembly
AUGCUGGCCACAACUCGGAUAUAUUUGAAUUCCCGCCGAUUUCUAGUUCAAUUAUCCGAUGUUUAUACGAAAAAAGUCAGCGAUGGCCAGCUGAAAGACGACAAUUUUCAGCGAAAAAUGAUUGUCGAUUUUGAGCGCCUUCAAAAAGAAGUCGAAACCUAUGAGCCUUCUUCAGCACCAAAAAUCGAGACGGCGACGAAGAAAUCGCGAUUUUUCCGCAUAUUCUCGAAUAAAAGCGGUGAUUCAGCGGAGGCGGAGAAAAUCGUAGCUCCACGUGGUAUUUAUCUCUACGGUUCGGUUGGAUGUGGCAAAACUAUGUUGAUGGAUUUAUUUUUCGAAAAUUGUCCGACGACCAAGAAAAAACGGGUGCAUUUCAAUGAUUUUAUGCAAAAUGUACAUAAAAGUGAGUGUAUUUUGAGGGAAAAUCAUAAUUUAUGAGCUGAGAUCGCCUAUUUUUAAAGACGCGAGAAAUUUAGAUCGUCAGGGUCUCACUGCGAUUUUGUUUUUCGUGUAGUUCUAGUCGACAAAAUAUCUAAUUUUGCAGGAAUGCAUGAAUUGAAAAUGAAAAGCAAUGAAUCGCGCGGGAAAUUCGACCCGGUUCCAGUGAUCGUUGAUGAAAUUAUGGAGACAACGAGUGUUUUGUGUUUUGACGAGUUUCAGGUGAUUUUUGGAGGAUGGGGAGCUGGAAAUCUGCUUUUUCUGGCUUAGAAAACCCGAAAAAAAUUCUUGCAGGUAACCGACAUUGCCGACGCAAUGAUUCUCAAACGAUUUUUCUCGAUGCUCUUCGAUCGCGGCUUAAUUAUGGUGGCCACAUCAAAUCGCGCUCCAUCGGAAUUGUACAAAAACGGACUGCAACGUCAUCAAUUUUUACCAUUCAUCGGGAUCUUGGAGGUUUGUUGAGGUUGCCUAGAAUUUCAAAAAUAAAGAGAAAAAUCCCAAUUUCAGGAAAAAUGUGCAUCGCUGUCUUUGGACAGUGGAAUGGAUUAUCGAAGAUCCGGAUCGGCUGAUGAUAAUCCGGUAUAUUUUGUUGGCGAAAAUGCCAACACACAGUGCGAUGUGGCUUUCAAACAAUUGGUGGCUAAUGAAACUGAUAGUGAGUAUGAUUUUUGGAUUACUAGGUCACCAUUAAUCUGAAAAAUCAGGUGAAAUCGGAAAUUCCCAACUUCAACCUCGAAAAACCUUCAACUUUCCAGCUGUUCGUUCAAAAACCCUCGAAAUUCUCGGCCGAAAAGUUGUGGUCGAAAAAUGUUGUGGCGGUGUAGCCGACAUUGAUUUCCGCGAAGUCUGUCAAACAGCAAAAGGUGCCGCGGAUUAUUUGGUUUUGGCACGAGUUUUUCACACAAUUAUUAUUAGAAAUGUGCCAAUUUUACAUCAGGAUCGAUGGAAUGAAAUGAGACGAUUUAUUACCUUGAUUGACACGUUUUAUGAUCAGAAAGUGAGUGGAAAUUGGGGAUAUUUUGGGUGUGAAAUCUGAAUAAAACUUCUGGAAAUCUCGAUUUUUAAACAGAAGUAAAGUUUUCUACGAAUUUUCUUUCAUGAUUUCAGCAAAAUUGAUCAAUUUUUUGCAGGCUCGUGUGAUUUUGGGAGCCGCUGCCGAGUUAGAUGGAUUGUUCCAAUUCGAUGGUCACAAUGUUAGUCCGGAUCAAUUAAAUGACUCAAAACGAAUGUUGAUGGAUGAUUUGGGAAUCAAAGCGGAUAAUGUGAGUUUUUUGGGCUGUGGGCUAGAAUUUUGGCACCAAAAUUGAAUCUAAAAAUUCAAAAUUUGAGAUUCAAAAGUUCAGGAUGAGAUGAAAGAUUCAAAAAAUAAUUUUUUGGAGCGAAAAAAUAAUUCAAACUUUUUUGUGGUAUUUAAAAUUUGAAAAUUUGAACUAAAAGUUCUGCAAAUCCACGUGUGAAUACAAUUUAUUAAAAAAUUGGAACCGAAACCCGAAUUUGAAUCAUUUGAAGAUUUCAAAGCUCGACCGUGGCCUAGACUCCCAAAUCUACCAACAACAAAAAACCCCCAUUUUUUACAGGAUGGCAUGAAAGCGAAUGUUUUCAGUGGAGAUGAAGAGGCUUUUGCUUAUAGUCGAACAGUUUCAAGGCUCUAUGAAAUGCGAACUGAAAAAUAUCGGGAAAAACGGAGGCCGACAAAUUCGCCGGCUGGAUCGAUUUAG